AUGGAGCAACAACAACGGAUGCAGCUAGGCGUUGGGCCACAGCUGAGGCCACGUUGUAACAUUACUGAGUUUAAGAAGAUAGCCUUGGCAUUUGAUGGAGCCACCGACCCUUUGGAGGCUGAAAAAUGGUUGGCAGAAAUGGAAAAGUUGUUUCCCAUUUUUGAGUGUAUGGAUGAUCAGAAGGUGACCUAUGCUGCGUUUAUGCUACAAGGGAUAGCUAAUGAUUGGUGGCAAAUGGAGAAGCGCAUACAUGAGCAUGAUGCCAACCCAUAUACAUGGGAAAUGUUUAAGAAUGCAUUUAGUGAGAAAUACUUCCCUAGGAGUGUUCCUCUACAAAAACAGAGGGAAUUUUUGAAGUUGGAGCAAGGGAAUAAGACAAUUGUAGAAUAUGAAGCCGAGUUGAUGAAGUUGUCUAAAUUUGCACCAGCAUUUGUAGCAGACAAGGAUAGCAGAGCACGAAAGUUCGAAGGUGGGCUAAGAACGGACAUUAUGCAAUAG
This is a messenger RNA of Camellia sinensis, 498 nucleotides long. RefSeq lists its product as uncharacterized. The record is from RefSeq and is a predicted model, not a curated record. NCBI's taxonomy places the organism in Eukaryota, Viridiplantae, Streptophyta, Magnoliopsida, Ericales, Theaceae.